Molecule: messenger RNA, 495 nt
Organism: Malaclemys terrapin pileata
Lineage: Eukaryota; Metazoa; Chordata; Testudines; Emydidae
Gene: DAP
Product: death associated protein
Exons: 4
Coding region: 68-382 (104 amino acids)
Biological process (GO): apoptotic signaling pathway; cellular response to amino acid starvation; negative regulation of autophagy
Molecular function (GO): death domain binding
Source: RefSeq, a predicted model, not a curated record
CCUGGGGGCGGCGCCUGUGGCAGCCAGUCCCCGGCCGUGCGCAGCCACUCGCGGGGCGCCGAGCACGAUGUCUUCGCCUGACCAGGAGCGAGCCGAGACUCGGGCCGGACACCCCCCUGCCGUGAAAGCUGGUGGGAUGAGGAUUGUGCAGAAACACCCGCACACCCCAGAUGUCAAAGAGGAGAAAGAUAAGGAUGACCAAGAGUGGGAGAGCAGCAGCCCACCUAAACCAACGGUGUUCAUCUCCGGUGUCAUUGCAAGAGGUGAUAAAGACUUCCCUCCAGCUGCAGCUCAGGUGGCUCACCAAAAACCUCAUCCCUCUGUGGAAAAGCUUCCUCAUGCACAACAUGUCAAUCAGCACAUCAACCAGCCUCGCAAGUGAGCCCUCUGUCAAAAAGCCAGUCAGACUGCAUCAGUGAAUACAUUGUAGAAAGAAGAGAUUCGAGUUUUUAGGAUUCACGCUACCAAAUCAAUAAAACUGGCCUUUAAAAAUGA